UGGCAGAGAUUGUCUAAUGUUGCAAGGACGUGAUAAACACACCAAGACGGCACCAGGAGAGUGGAUUGUAGCGUGCUUGGAAGGAUGAACAACCUUUCAGUGAAGCGUACCUAAUUUUUCCUUGUAAUUUUUAAACUUUGAUUUUAAACUGUUAAAAUUGUACCCGAGUCCCCGCGUGUAACGGCAGACUAUGUGGUGACCCUGGCUAGUUUACCAGGAAUGACCGAGUUUUAUGACUUUCCUUCUGUUUGCUAGAAGGAAUUCCGCAUAAUUCCGUUCAUACGGUGAUAAGAGUGAUUUGACUACGGUGUGAGAGCAACCACCUCAAACUAAAUAUUGCAGAAUAGUACUCAAGGUUCCAGAGCAACAGGACAUUUCAGCAAUACAGAGAACUUCUGAUGUCGCAGGAGGUAUGCGAAAGGCGAACUGAAGUUGGAUGCAACUAAGAGUGGGCCAGCUAGAUCCGCAGUCCUCUAGCUGGACGUAAUUUGUGCCAAUGGAUUACUUGCGUUGUAACGUCGUCGGGCGGAAUUGAAGCGCGCCAGCCGGGCUGUCCGAGAUGCACCGUGGCUGCGUUUUCAACUCUUUCGACACCGGCCCGGUUUUAUCAUGGAUUUUAAAAGAUCGGCGAGGAGGAUGCGGUGGCUGGGGUGCUAUCGGCUGGGACCAAAGUGCAAAGUAGUACUGUUUUUUGUCGGACUUGCCAUCGCUGGACAGCUCCUGGGGGUGCUCUUCAAUAAAAGCUGGGUGCAGACAGAGCACUCCCGCACACUCUUCUCUCUGUCUUCAGAGAAUGGCCAAGGGCCUCCUCUGGGCUCCUGCCGGCCCCACACCCAUGUUAUGUUCCUGAAGACCCAUAAGACAGCCAGCAGCACUGUUCUCAACAUACUCUACCGCUUUGGGGAGGAGCAGGGCCUACGGUUUGCCCUCCCGGUGGGCUACCAGUUUGGCUACCCACAGCGCUUUGAAGCACAGAGGGUGAAAGGGUAUCGGGGCCCACGUGUGGCAGAGUUUGACAUCAUUGGAAAUCACAUGCGCUUCUUCAAACCAGAGGUUGAGAAAGUCAUGCCCAUUGAUACUUUCCAUUUCUCAAUUUUACGUGAUCCUGUGGCUUUAGCCGAGUCCUCCUAUGCAUAUUACAAAAACGUGGCCCCUGCCUUCCGACGAGCAAAGGGACUAGGUGACUUUGCAGACAACCCUCAUAAAUACUAUGAUCUGCGGCUGCGCAACAACCACUAUGCUCGCAAUCUACUAUGGUUUGAUUUUGGUCUGGACCCCAAUGCCAACUUCUCCUUAGCCCUUGCCAGGCGGGGUGAAGCAACAGUGCGACGGAACUUCAGACUGAUCCUCAUAUCGGAGUACUUUGACCAGUCCAUGGUGCUGCUCCGCCAUGCCCUCUGCUGGCCACUGGAUGCAGUUGUCUCAUUCAGCCUGAACGCCAGGGAGCAGGCGCCCAAGAGACGGUCCACCUGGGGGGGGAAGGUUGCUCAGCCAGCCCCGCUGGCCCUGACAGAUGAGCAGAGGCAGAAGCUGCGGGAGUGGAAUGCGUUGGACUGGCACCUCUACCAAGCCUUCAACCGCACAUUUUGGAUUGAGGUGGAGCGUUUUGGACAGGCACGCAUGCAAGCCGAAGUGGACUUGCUUCGGGUCAGGAGGGAGGUUCUUGCUGGUGUGUGCCUGCGUGACGGUGGACGACCCGUAGAGGCUAAUCGCAUCCGUGACAAGGACAUCCGUCCCUUCCAGAGUGGUAUGGUCAAAAUCCUGGGCUAUGAGCUUCAGCCGAGACUGGACAAUGUCACGAGGCAAGUCUGCCUGAGCAUGAUUAGGCCUGAGAUCCAGUACAAGGACCUGCUAGAUCGCCGGCAAUUUCCACAUGCCCAGCAGCCUCUGGAUGCUGCCAUUGCUGCAGGCGGUUUUGCUGUCAAGAGGGAGUCUUCAUUCCUUUUGACUGGGGAGCACAUAGAUUCUCUAGGGAAGGACUGGAACAGGGCUGUAGUAGCCCGUAAUCAGUCCAUACAUCAAGUAGACAACAAUGGAAAGCUGAGAUAGUGAGUGAGCUGGCUGCACCUAUUUACCUGAUUUACUAUAGGCUGCAGAAGGGCCCCCACAAUGCACUGCCCAGAGCUGGACUAAGAUCCUGCACUUCGAGUCUGCUAGUCUGUUCCUGAGCUCUUCAUCUUGCCCUUGUUUCCCAUCAUUUAUUGAAUUGUUGGAAUGUCAGUGAGGAGGGACUACAGAUUGUUAGAACGCACACAGCAUCAUUGUUUAGUGGUGGGACUAAUGCAUGUGUGAUUUUUGUGCUGCAGCUCAGGUACAUCACAGUGCCUGAUUCCUUAGAUGAGCUGUGAUAUAGUACAAAAGCAUCUUCCACGCUACCACCUUCUUAUACACAUGAACACUUUCUCCCACACUGACACCCUCGAACAGUUUUGGUCUUUUGACAUUUACAGUGCUUUGGUACUUGAUGUUGAAAUAUAAUGCAAAGCCAUUUGCUGGUGCAAAAAUGACAGCAAAAUUGAAUCGUGGACCCAUCACUGUCCAACACGUAUAUUUCAGACUGCAACCAAAAGUGUAAUGUCUUUAUUUACAUAAUCAGUGCACCUCUAUAACUCCAAUGGUCAGCCUUAUAAUGAAAUGCUGCAGGAUCAUCUCAUGCUGUUUGAAAACCUUUUCCUGAAAGGCAAAGAAUGAGAAAUAAUACUGCAGUAAAAUUGGGUUUGUUGCAUUGGUUGCUGUAAUGGGGCUUGCAUUGCAUUGUAUCACAUGACACUAUCAUAUAAGCUAUUGGUGACUCUUUGUGGGUCUGUGAAAAGUGACGUCUCCAGUUGACACUGUGAAAUAAUUUACCAUCUGUUACCUGCAUUACAGACCCAGGUCCAUCAGAUGAAGGCUGUUCCACUCAUAUUGAUCUACCUCUGGGCACCUGUCAGAGGUUGAUAUUUUCCGAUAUUUAUGUAAGUUUUGAAUUAUGUCCAGAAUUGAAUCUGGAUCAGUUGGUAGUGUUUUAUUAACCACAAUGUUGACGGUCAGUUUUGUUAACCGCCGUGACCCAAUACAACUUGACAUUUUUGAUGUCGAGGUUGAGCCCAGUGCUGAGGAAUGAAGUUGGGGUGACCAAAAAUGUUAUGAGAUUUUUUUGUCAAUGGUGAAAUUUUGGUGGCAUGGAAAAUACAAGCAACUUAGUAUAUCCCCUAUCGCAUACAGUACCUGGACUUGGGUGUCCUUGUCCAAAUCUGAAAUACAUUAGUAAUUUUGCCUUACUGUAAGAACAAAUUGGGGCAGGGCUUCACUAUGAAAGCUUGCUGUAGUUAUUAUAUAUUUGAAAAUAGAAAGGGAAAAAAAACAAUGUAUGUAAUGCAUUUAUAUUUUCUCAAAAUGUAAGGGUCUCUUCCACAUUAAGAAUAAGAUGUAAAUGUAAUGUACGAAUUUGACUGGAAUGCACUGUGCAGCUCUGUCAUGGUCAGCCUAUUAACAGCUUAUUUGUAUGCAGUUUACAGAACGAGUAGUCAUCUAAAAAUUAAUUUAUUAUUUUGAUCAAUUUAAUUAUUGUGCAUUCCAUGCAAAAUAGUUAUAGCAAAAACAGAUAUCUAUAUUGCUACUGUGUUAAAAAUACUUUGCAUGUUUAAAAAUAGCACUGGCCAGUGUUUAAGAGCAAACCAGAUUAAUUUCACCAUAGUCUUCACAAUACAGCUUUUUAUACUUUGGCUUGAUAUGUUAGCAUCUCUUGUUUCUUUUAACAGUAAAUAUCAACUUGAAACUAUGGCAAUAUUAAUAGGGUGAUGCAAGUGUCUGACAAAACAUGAGAAGCACCAGAUGAUGUGGGUUUAGUAGUAUUUUGCAUUGAUUUUGUUGUGCUAUGUUAUAAAAUGGCCCUCUCUUUACAUACUAAAGCAAUAUAGAGAGAAAAUAAUUUGUGAAAGAGGGCCGGUAGUUGGGCACUCAAAAUAGAAGUGUUUCGGUACUGUUAGUAAAAAAAAAAAAAAAAAAAAAAAGCAUUAAAAACCUUUCAGCAAAUUUGAGGCAUCAUAUUCCACAUAAAGACAAGCUGUUUCAAGAUGGCAGAUCAGGACUAGAAAAAAGAACGAACCUGAACACAGAUUAGUCUCCCUUUUGAUCUGAACCAGAAUUGUGCAUGAUUAGAGUUGCAAAGCUGCUGGGGCUGCUAACCACUUACGAAAUAAUGAGUGCACAACCUUAGGGGAGUGAAAGAGAGCACUAUGAAUAGAUUUGUCUUGUGUUUUUUUUUUUUUUUUUUUUCCAUUAUCAAGGGGGUUUCUUUUCAGAAGGCAAACUGAAGCCAAAAAGCCUGUUCCUAGUGGAGUAUUUGUCCAGUACUAUAUAGCAGAAAGAAAAUGCUCUAUGGACAAAUUCGGUACUUAUUAAUAACAUAUCUGUACAUCUGGUGUUUUGUUUCGUUUUGUCGGCACUGUUAUUUUGCUUAUGCAUUACAAUGCAUCUCAAGAGUGUAUCUUGCAAAGGUGGUACAAAUUUGAAAAGUGUUUAUUUUACAUUACCUGUGGUACUUCAAUUAAAGGUACACCAAAGAGUUGCUCA
Molecule: messenger RNA, 4554 nt
Organism: Electrophorus electricus (electric eel)
Lineage: Eukaryota; Metazoa; Chordata; Actinopteri; Gymnotiformes; Gymnotidae
Source: RefSeq, a predicted model, not a curated record